AUGAAUUCAUCGGGGCGCGAGAACAAGCUCUACCGCUGUCCGCCAACUCCGCCGCUGGAACAACAGAGGUCUCUUGAGCAUGCGUUUAUUUUGGACGGCGUGGCGGCCGCCAGCAUCUCCAGGGAGUGUGCUCAGUACACCACCAAUUUCGUCAGCAUAUAUCCGCCCUACAACGCUGCAAAUGUACCGACAAAGGUCGUUGCUGGCGUUGGAGAAGCAGCAACAAUACCCAGAAAUGCGAUAGAUUAUCUGCAAAAACGCAACGCGAAUGGAUAUGGUCACUCUGAAGACCUAGUUUUGGGACAUCCGGUCAAGUCUACUCCCCUCUUUCACGGCGACAGUGAUCUCGUAUCACAGGCGCGUUGCUUUAUUCGCGAACAUCAUAUUCAUUAA
This is a messenger RNA of Dibothriocephalus latus, 393 nucleotides long. NCBI's taxonomy places the organism in Eukaryota, Metazoa, Platyhelminthes, Cestoda, Diphyllobothriidea, Diphyllobothriidae. The record is from the annotation of a GenBank genome assembly.